CACUCCAGGUCGCGAUCCCGUCUUUCUCUCACAACGCCGGCAAUGACCUCAUGGCCUGGAACUUCAGCUGAUCUAACUGCAGAAUCGAGGGAUAGAAUAUGACAUGGUAGCUCCACAGCCAUGUCGCUCCUCCAGAACGAAGACUUCGUGCUAUAUCAGUUGCGCAUAGCAUACCUGUCCGCUAUCAAGGAUGGCGUCGGCGAGCGCUUGAUCAAUGUGAACUCCUCCGUCCUGAACAAUCCCGCGUUCCGCGCUGCCGGCUGGGUGCCCAAUGCCGCCGACAUCAAGCGCACCUACUCCCCGCCGAUCCCCACAGCCAUAACCUCCGAAUACUUCCAAGCGCCGCGCUCGGCUGGACUGAAGGCGCCUGAGGGCUUCGGCGAGGAUGAAGAGGAAGGCGGCAUGGUGACGGGAGGGGGCGGGAGCAACGAUACCGUGGGUCCAACCCUGAAUGCGAAGCGGCGGCGGCGAAGGGAACAGCUCGAAGAAGACGACAGCAGCGACCUGAGUGAUGAGAGUGAUUACGAAGAGGAAACACAUAGGCCUGCGAACCAGAUCAAAUUCACCAAGAUGCCUCUCCGAAUGCGCGCUGGCUCGUCCCCCAUUCGCGGAUCAACCCUCAGGAGUGGGCUCUCGGAAGCCAAUGAGGGACCGGCAGUUAUGGUCACAUCUCCAUCUAGACCCCCGGACAGCCGUCUACGUCGAGGCUCGUUAGGUGCUGUAGAGACCAUCAAAGAACGCGCUAGGAGAGACACAAUAACCAGCAGUGAAAUGUCAUCCGAGAACGAAAUGGACUCUCUCUCCUUCCAGAAGAGGAAGGUCAAUCCUCAAAAAGCAGCAAAAGCCAGCCAUCUACUCUCGCAAAGAAUUCAAGAAGACGAGAGAGCGCCCCUAGAAGCCCUCGACGAGGGAAAUGAAUCGGACAGCUCUCUCUCGUCUGAAUUCUCAGGGACUGCUGACAGUGGCUCACUCAUAGGAGAUGGAGACGAUCCUCUAGAUUCGUCUCCACCAACCGAACUGCCGAAUAUGCCUACCUUAACCCCGUUCAACAACACAUCGCCCAGGAAACAAAAACAACAACCAACGCCCACAUUACAAGCUCUGCCUCCUCCAAGGCCCAUCAGCUUUGUACCGCCGGUCAGCGCGUUGACGCAGGCUCUACAAGCUAAAGAACAGAAACCAUCGAAUCCCGUCCAGCGGUUCGCCACCUGGUCCGCCGCAAGCGAUGCCCAAGUGAAUCCGAUCUAUAUCAGAAUAUACUGUCCCUUCUCAUCAAAGCCGUCGAAGCCCAUCGAGCUGCUUAUCAGGAGAUUUGACGACAAAGGUGCAGCAGUAACCGUAGCUGAGACCAUUGGUUAUGCAUUGUUGCGGUAUCAGGAGGAUAAACUGGAGCCUCCUCUACCCUCUGAGAAGUUGAACGUCAAUGGUUGGGUCCUGCGCAUGUACGACGAUGGCGAGAUAGACGAUGAGUUCCCUGCAUUAACCCGAAACCGACCCUUGAUGGACUUCGCAUCGAACAACAGUCGCGGCAUGCGUCCACGCGCACGGGAAAAGCCAUGGGACGAGUUCGGCCUGGUCGAAGCAACAGAGCGCGAAUUCACCGAGAACGAGAAGGUUACACCCAUAUACAGCCGUGAAGCCGCUGCAGCCCUGGCCUCUCAGAAGUCGGCAUCGGAAGGGGCGCCAGAGAAGAAGCCUCCCCCAAAGCCUAUACCUAACCGAGCAAAGAGCUUCCGAAAUCCCAUCACAGGCCCAUCCUUCGCCCCGACUGCUACUCGCAAAGACACAUCAAAUCUUGCAGAUGCACCUGCAAUCUCGAACGCUCAGUCUGCCAGCCGCACCGGUGCACCCAGGACACUUAACGUGCACUUUACGGACGAAAAUUUCAAUACGAGACAUAUAGCCGUGCCAUGUACGACGGACACCUACAUCGCAGAGAUCUUCGACAAAGUAUGUCGCGAUCUUCAUCUCGAUAAAGGUCUUUAUGUCCUCAAGGUGUCCGCUAGCACCACCGUCGCACCACCAGACCGUACAGUCGAGGCAUUGGGCACACGCAUGGAUCUCGACCUGGUGCGCCGCCGUUUCGUGGGCGACGGCGUCUUCGGUCUGGCUGGCUCGCCCGGCUCUUCAUCUCCAAAUGCGCCCCUUAUUAUUGGUACAGGUGGUGCGCCGAAGAAGACAAAGAAAGGGGAUCGCACUGCCGCUGCGGUUUCUGGCCAUGGCCUCAUUCAUCCCUUAGCCAGACCCUCCGAUUCGGGCCUCACUCUUACCCAAACUUCGUACUACCGGCGCUUCCCUGUCCUUCGCAAACAACCUAUGUCCUUCGCUUCUUCAACCUCACGCAUCAUUGCCCUGGACAACGAAUACAUGCACAUCAUGCCGGGCGACACAGGCAACACGAAGCAGCUCUUCGAUGCGCCGUCCAAAACUACGACCGUGCACUUUAGCAGCGUGGUGGGGAGUAAAGUAAGCAAGAAGCAUCCGCGGAUGUUCAGGGUCAUUGUGUUCAAGGAGAAGGAGACGAAGAGGUACGAUUUCGAGGCGCAGAGCCAUGAGGAUGCGGUGAGUAUUGUUAAGGAGAUUAAGAAGGGCGUGGAUCGGUUCCACGAGGGUAUUGUUUAGGGAUUCUAGCUCGGGCUUGCAUAUGGGAAUUGUGGGUUCGGGCGUUGUGGAUGGUUUGUUUUCUUCGGUUGGUUGGGAAAUGCGGGCCUCUGGGCUUUGGCUCGCUUCUAUUUUUUUAUAUUUUUAUUUUGCUGUAGCAUAUCAUUUGUUCGAGUCUAUCUAUCUGUCCUGCGGUUCGUGGUUUUUCAAGCAAUAGUCUUCUAGUGUUGUGAUAUUCAUCGUCGCGAUUUUUCGUUAGUGCUGACCAC
Messenger RNA from Trematosphaeria pertusa, 2870 nucleotides. RefSeq lists its product as uncharacterized. The record is from RefSeq and is a predicted model, not a curated record. Gene Ontology annotation, cellular component: TORC2 complex; cytoplasm; plasma membrane. The transcript has 3 exons. Bases 121 to 2622 code for a protein of 833 amino acids. NCBI's taxonomy places the organism in Eukaryota, Fungi, Ascomycota, Dothideomycetes, Pleosporales, Trematosphaeriaceae. Gene Ontology annotation, molecular function: phosphatidylinositol-4,5-bisphosphate binding. Gene Ontology annotation, biological process: TORC2 signaling.